AUGGAAAAAGACUUUUCAACAAGAAUAAGAUCCUACUUUGAAAGAACCUCAAACGAUCCAUGGGGUCAAUCUCCCUACACGGUCACUGUCAAUAGUUCACAACCAUAUUCCAUCUUUUACUUGAAUAGUAGUAAUGGAAGAAAUUAUCAAGGUCUCAUUCAAUUCGGUUAUUCAGGACCAAAUAAUUUUAAUGCAUUUCGUGAAGUGUUUGUCUAUGACAUUUCAGAAUCAGAUCCUUAUUUGAGAGUACAUAACAUGUUGACUACUUAUUAUUAUAAUUAUCCAGUGGAGUAUGAUCCACGGACUGGAACUGGAGGCACUUUUUAUCAAAUUGUGAAAAUGGAAAGUAAAUAUUUACCAGCAUUGAUUUUUCAGUGGAAGGCUCCAUCAAGUAUACCACAAGAAGAGUGUGUGUCAAGUAUGGACGCUUCUUUACAGUCUCUCUCCCAUCCAAUGUUGUUGGCAAGUGACAUGCAACCAAAUAAGGAAAACAGUUUUUACAAACAAGAUAAGGAAGGAAGAAGAGUCCAAUUUGGUCCUGCUCGUUACUAUGUCGAAAGAAGUGGCAAAGUUUGGGACAAUAUCAACUUUACUUACUCUGUGCCAUCUAUUUAUUGCGUAAAUCGACAAGAUGGAAGAAUUUGCAUCAUGUACAUUGCUUUCGAAACUGAUGGUUACUUGUAUUUGUACAUGAAGUUUUAUUGGCCUAAUGGACAAUUACAAUCCUUACUUCGUGCAAAAUCAACUCUUCUCUUGACCUUGUAUUUGGAUAAUGGAGAUGUUUGGGAAGGACCAGAUCCGUCCUCACUGUUGUUGUUGAAUGGACACGAAAGUUUACAAAAUCAGCAACAACAAGAUUAUUGUGAAUGGAAUCAAACUGGUGAUUUAAACCUUUUGGGAAAUCCAAAAGUGAAAAUUCCUUUUCGAGGUUUGUUAAAAAUUGGAGAUUCCAUUUUAUUGCAAAAAAGUGAAGUAUGUGACUGGCCUUUGGAAGUAAUUCAUCAAGUGUUGAUCACUCCAAAGAAGAAGGGAGGAGUUGGUUUGCAUUCUCAACAAUUGAAAAAUUUGAAAAUUUACGGAAAUAUGUUGGACAUGAUCAUGAUGGAUUUGAAAGAACAUGGAGAGUCACAUGCCAUUCAAGAAAUGUCAAAAUCUCUUCAUGAUGAAUAUUUUGUUGCAAAACUUGUUGUUCAAUGGGUGAAACGAAAUUUAUGUAAUGAACAGGACGACCAUUCUUAUUUACAAUAA
Naegleria fowleri is the source of this 1248-nucleotide messenger RNA. RefSeq lists its product as uncharacterized. NCBI's taxonomy places the organism in Eukaryota, Heterolobosea, Eutetramitea, Acrasida, Naegleriidae. The transcript is spliced from 2 exons. The record is from RefSeq and is a predicted model, not a curated record. Bases 1 to 1248 code for a protein of 415 amino acids.